Molecule: messenger RNA, 2418 nt
Organism: Eupeodes corollae
Lineage: Eukaryota; Metazoa; Arthropoda; Insecta; Diptera; Syrphidae
Exons: 6
Coding region: 800-2206 (468 amino acids)
Source: RefSeq, a predicted model, not a curated record
CUUAACUAUAAUACCUUGUGGAUUGGUUUAGUUUCAAGCACACAAACUGGGUGACUUUAACCCUCUCAGUUCGUAAAUUGUUCCGCUAUUCACCUGAAUUUUAUUUUAUUUUGAAUAUAAUUCUGUACAGACCCGCCGCCGAGAUUGUGACGGACACAGAAGCGGUAUUGUACCUAAAUACCUACCAACCUACAUAAUUUAACAAACGACAAGUCGCGACGUACGAAGACUGAAAUACUGCGUCCAGAGAGAGCUUUAUUUUUGUAUUUUGUAUCUUUCUUGCAAACAAUAAAUUUGUUAAAAACUGAAAUUCAAAUUAAAAUAAAAACAAAAAAAAAAAACAGCAUUACGUGUAGAAUCGAUCGUCAUUAUUAUUUGUGGUAUUUACUUAGUUUUUGAAUCUCUCAGAUACGAGCACGGGCGGGCACUCAUUUGUUGCAUUCAACGCUCGCUGAUCCGGUGCGGUGUGUCUGCCUCUGUGUCACUGAUGUUGGCUUUGGCUUCAGAUCCGAAAAUAAAAAAAAUAAAUUGUUUAUAUUUAAAAAAUUGUACAUAAACUAUGCAGAGAGAGGGUGUGUUUUUGUAUUAUAAUUGAUUCUUGAUGUUACUCAUCAUCGCAUCACACUCGCAGUGUAAAUAAACAAGUUUUUUAUCUGUUGGAUGCAAACAACUCGAAGCAUGUGAAGUUUGUAUCUAAGUUUGUGAUUUAUAAGAUUGUUUAAUCCGACUGUAUAAAAAAUAUUCACAGGAAAGUGAAUACGAUAUUUUUUAAGACAAAAUAAAAAUUUUAUUUACAACAAUGUCCAAAAGUGUUAAUACAAAAUUUGCAAAAUGUUUUAUAAUAUUUAUGGCAACCGUUAUUCUGGUGCAAGGAGUUGUUUACAUUGGACUUGCGAUACAGGGGAUUAGAUUGCACAAUUGUUCGGGAGAAAACUCAGAUCCUGUUGGAAAAACAUUCGAGUUUAUAUUGAAUUUGAUAUAUUUUUCAAGUGAAGAAUGUGGAGAACCAACACUGCAUAUUCCGGAAGCAAAUCAAGAUUUAAAAUUAACAAUAGAUUUUAAAAAAGCAAAUGUUUUGAGCGAUCGAGAGUACAUAUUCUUUAUAAGUUAUGCAGUCAUAAGUGCUCUUUGGGUGAUUACGUCACUUUUAGUACUGGUGACAAUCUGCUGCACUCUGACGAAAUUAGUUGCUCUGAUAUGCUUCUGGCCAUGGUUGAUCUCUGUUAUGCUUGGAAGUAUUUUAGAUACAAUCGCUACUGGUUUUCACAUAAAAGACAUUGUCCAAACAACGUCAGCAAGUAAUACUUUUGAGUACGUCGGAGUAACAAACACCGGAGAAGCACUUGAUUAUUUCAAGGAUUAUCUUAAGGACUAUGACAUAUUUUUCAUCGUUCCAGCCGUUGUAUUCGCAUGUAUAACCUCAAGGAUUGUUCUUAUUUGGUUAUUAAAUAUCUUCGGUUCGAUCUUCUGUCUGUCUUUGGCUACAAUUUUGUCUUCAAAUAAUGAAGAAGAACAUAAACAACAACCAAGACGUCCAAGUUCGGCAGACACUGUGCUUCCAUCUGAUUCUCCGACAGAAAUAAGGGAAGAACCAAUUGGAGUACAAUUUCGUCCAUCUCCAGAAACAGUACGUAAAGUUCGCAGUACUUUGGAGCAUGUACCGACUGCUCCAUCAGUUGGAACACCAUCACCAGAACCAAUGGAACAAUAUGCCUUGCCUGUGGCUCCUCAGCAAAGUCACAAAAACUCGCGUAUCAGUAUGCCCAAGAGUCCAUCAAGCAAUCCUGCCGAAGCAUCUACUUACCAAAUAUCCGAUGCUCAUCCUGAGAAAUUAGAUUAUCCAGCACCAGCACCAAAUCGAUAUAGCACACAAACAUCACAGACAAGAUCAGUCACUCCAGAGCUUUCAGCCAUUUCACCUCUUAAUCUUCGUUAUUCCACUGUUGAUGGUGCUUCAUUAUUCCCAAAUCAACCCCACGUAAGCCAAGAGCUACGUGGUCAGCUUCCAUGGUCCUAUACAAACAUCAUGAAUGAUCCAAUCGCUCAAAAGAGAAUUCAGGCACAUUUACCGCCUGAUGAAAGUAAGGAUAACCAUGAGGACUUUCCGCCAAUUCCAGUGCCAGAUUAUACUCUGCAUCCGCCCAAAAAAGAACGAACGCCUGUGGGACAAGAGAGACUAUCCCAAACGGGAUAUUCUAGGUGGUAGUGAUGUUGUUUUGGUCCUUCGUCGUCCUCGCCAUAUUGAAUUUGUUAAUUUUUCUUAAUUUAUAUUUAAUAUUUAAUGUUAAAUGGUUAUGUAAUGAGGAGUCUUGAGUAUUUUAUAAAGGUGCUUCUUUUGAUUUGAUUUGCGUACAUAAGAUUAAGCCCUUUUGUACUUGUCCAAAGAAAACUAAAAUUAUGUAUAAAGAAUUUAUUUAA